This is a messenger RNA of Macroventuria anomochaeta, 930 nucleotides long. RefSeq names its product Clavaminate synthase-like protein. Gene Ontology annotation, molecular function: 2-oxoglutarate-dependent dioxygenase activity. NCBI's taxonomy places the organism in Eukaryota, Fungi, Ascomycota, Dothideomycetes, Pleosporales, Didymellaceae. Bases 8 to 862 code for a protein of 284 amino acids. The record is from RefSeq and is a predicted model, not a curated record. The transcript is spliced from 2 exons.
CUGUCUCAUGUCGAGAUUUUGUCGCAUACUGCUCAGAGUACCGUAUGUACGCUGCUACUCAACGCAUGCGCGCUUCGUCCAAGCACAAUGCCGCGAACUCACCGUCAACAAUGACAUCAAGGGCUUCGAUGUGAACGAGCCCGCGGUGUUUAGAAACAACUUUAGUAGCCUGCCUGCCAUAUCGAAAUGGUUCAUACCUUCCACAACUGAUGGAGCCUCAUACGAGCUCAGUGCCUCUUACCUAGAGCAACAUGGCGCCUCCACCGUUCCCCUUGAGCUCACGCGCUCCGCUCCAAAUGAACCGUCAACGUUCGAACGCUUCGAAACUCCCCUUUCGCUCCUUCUUGCACACAUGACCGGCCCUCCUACACCAGAUCUCCGUAUAUACCUUGCGCAGCACUCCCUCGCCGACCUACCGGCCCCUCUGCAGGCCGACCUACCCACGCCUACACUCCUGACCAAGCUCGGUCGCGGCGACAUCUACGCCUCAAGCCUGUGGAUGGGAAGACCGCCGACGCGUACACCACUACAUCGCGAUCCCAAUCCCAAUCUGUUCGUACAACUGGCCGGGCAGAAGGUCGUUAGGCUGAUGAGGCCGAAGAUUGGACGUGGAGUGUACGAGAGGGCACGGCUGAGGGCUGGUGGAGGUGGUAGGGCAAACAUGAGGGGCGAGGAGAUGAUGGUUGGAGACGAGAUGAAGGCUCUUGAGGAGGCUGUAUGGGAUGGCCAAGAUGAAGCUAUAGAAGGUGUCGAGGCUCAGUUGUCAGCUGGAGAUGGACUCUACAUUCCACUUGGCUGGUGGCAUGCUGUGCGAGGGAUUGGAUCGGGUGCGAAUGCUUCAGUCAAUUGGUGGUUUCGAUGAUGCACUUUACAUCAUUAGACCAAUCUUUAAUCCUUCUCUUCACGUUCUUAGCAGCGUCGAUACACCCU